AUUUACUCCGUUGCUGUUUCUUUUAUAUCCUUCGUUUUUUCAUUUUUUUGGGGUCAAUUCUUCCUGUUAGUUUCGUCUUUUCUGAAAAUUGUCUUCACUCUUAACACUGCCUCGUGUUUAUCAGGAUACUCGCUUUCUGGUUAGGGACACCAGGUUGAAUAAUAUUUUCCACCAUUUUAAUUCCGAUUCGGGGUUAGUGCAUGCGGAUUUAGCCUAAUUUUGUUUCCGAACUAGAAGAUUUUAGAUUUCUGAUGCGGUCACAACAAAUUGAACUCUUUCUACUCGAUUCCUGAAGUUUAAGUUCUGUGGGAUUUCAUUGUAAAUUCUGCUCAAUUGGUUCUCUGUAUAGUGAAUCUGUUUCUUUAUUUUACUGUGCUUGAUUGUGGAAUUGAGAGGGGGGAUUUACUGAUUUAGAUUUGUGCUGGUGUGAGCUUGGAUGGGCUUCUGAUUCUGUUUCGUUCAGAUUUUACCAAACCGGGACUAAAAUGAACUUCGGAAACGACCAUGGGGGCGGAAACACCGGCGGGGGAAGGCCACCGGCAAAUUUUCCACUAGUACGACAGUCGUCAGUCUACUCCUUGACAUUCGAUGAGUUUGUGAGUACUAUGGGAGGUUCGGGGAAGGACUUUGGGUCGAUGAAUAUGGAUGAGUUGCUCAAGAACAUCUGGAGUGCUGAAGAGGUUCAAACAAUGGCUUCCCUGAGUAGUGCUCAACAGGGUGGAAGUGCCUCUGGCGGACAUUUGCAGAGACAAGGCUCCUUGACGUUGCCGCGAACACUUAGCCAGAAAACCGUAGACGAGGUUUGGAAGGAUAUUUCCAAGGACUAUGGUGCGGCGGGGAAGGACGCUCCAAACAUGCCACAGAGGCAGCAGACUUUGGGAGAGAUGACGUUGGAAGAGUUCUUGGUGAGAGCCGGGGUUGUCAGAGAAGAUGCACAAGCACAGUUGAUGGGAAAGCCAAAUGGCGGGGAUUUCCCCGAUUUAUCUCGUACUGGAAAUAAUAGUGGUAUAGGAUUGAGUUUUCAGCAGAUGAAUAAGGGUACUGGCUUAAUGGCAAACCAAAUUACAGGGAAUAAUGACCAACUAUCUCUUCAGUCUCGCACCAAUUUGCCAUUGAAUGUAAACGGUGCUAGAUCGAAUCAGCAACAGCUGCCGAAUUCGAAGUCACCACAGCCACAGAUAUUUCCCAAGCAGCCUGCCAUGCCUUAUGCUGGUCAGAUACCAUUAACGAACAACAACCAGCUAGGUAAUCAGGGAAUGAGAGGUGGAAUGGCGGGUAUUGUGGACCAGGGUCUGAAUGGUAAUCUGGUUCAGAGUUCUGCACUGCAAAGUGGAGGGAUGGGUAUGGUUGGUUUAGGACCUGGGGCUGUUCGCGUAGCUACAGGCUCACCAGCUAAUCAGCUGUCUUGCGAUGAAAUUGGAAAGAGUAAUGAUGACAAUUCGUCAGUGUCGCCCCUUCCUUACGUGUUCAAUGGUGGUUUAAGAGGGAGGAAAAGCAGUGGAGCUGUGGAGAAAGUUAUUGAGAGGAGGCAGAGGAGAAUGAUUAAAAACAGAGAGUCUGCUGCUCGGUCCCGCGCUCGCAAGCAGGCCUAUACCAUGGAAUUGGAGGCAGAGGUUGCAAAGUUAAAAGAGGAGAAUGAAGAGCUUAAGAGGAAGCAGGCAGAAAUCAUGGAGAUGCAAGAGAAUCAAGUAAAGGAGAUGACGAAUUUGCAGCAAGGGGCUAAGAAAAGGUGCUUAAGACGAACACAAACUGGACCAUGGUAGAGUGAAAAUCGGACGUUGACUCCACUGUUGAAAGCCAUGUAUCUUAGAUUAAUGUACAUACAUAUAAAACCAUAUUUUGUUGUAGAUUCAUAGGUAGUUUCUAGAUUAGCACAAAGUUUGAUAUCUGGUUCCUUUUUGGAACACCAUAGUGGUUAGGCAAGGGUGAGAAAUAUAUCGUGUGAAUAUGUUUUAGCACACGUCCGACUUCGUGCCACCGUUGCCCAUUUGUUACUAUCUUGCGCAGUCUGCUCCUCGCUGGACGUAUUUGUUGGGCACAUUAAAGUUUUUUGGUCUUAGAUUUAACCCGUUGUGGCACAAUUGGUGGUUCAGAGUGGCCUAAAGUAACGUGUUAUCUGGCGGUCAUUUUUCUAGUUGCAUGAAAGCGGAAACCACUUGUUUCAGCCAGAAAUGUGUUAUCCUGUCGUAUGCGUUGAAGACGCCCUAAAAGGUUACCCGGUGCACUCAUAAUUCACCGCCUAAUGUCGCGCUGGUAGGUGGGCUUGUGGUGGGUAUUGUAAAAAUGAAAUCAAUGCAAUUUCCGACAUAGUAAAUGAGUAUGAAUUCUCUGAAGUAAUGAA
Neltuma alba is the source of this 2341-nucleotide messenger RNA. Its product is annotated as bZIP transcription factor TRAB1. Lineage: Eukaryota; Viridiplantae; Streptophyta; Magnoliopsida; Fabales; Fabaceae. Gene Ontology annotation, biological process: positive regulation of DNA-templated transcription. The transcript is spliced from 4 exons. Gene Ontology annotation, cellular component: nucleus. Gene Ontology annotation, molecular function: DNA-binding transcription factor activity. The record is from RefSeq and is a predicted model, not a curated record. The coding region runs from base 486 to 1763 and encodes 425 amino acids.